This is a messenger RNA of Acanthamoeba castellanii str. Neff, 1038 nucleotides long. RefSeq names its product phytoene synthase family protein, putative. The record is from RefSeq and is a predicted model, not a curated record. The transcript has 12 exons. Gene Ontology annotation, biological process: mitochondrial respiratory chain complex I assembly; biosynthetic process. Gene Ontology annotation, cellular component: mitochondrion. Lineage: Eukaryota; Discosea; Longamoebia; Acanthamoebidae. Bases 1 to 1038 code for a protein of 345 amino acids.
AUGAAGGCCAUGCAGCUGUCCAUCCAGCGCGCUCGCAUUGUACCGGCAACAACGGUUCCGCUCUUCUCAUCAGUCGAGCAACACUUGCUCCUGCACCGGAAGCGGAAGUUGCACUCAACUUCGGCAGCACUACACGGGGGUGGCAACGCAGACACUGCAGCCACCGCGGGCCAAUUCGAGCGGCAGGGACCGGCACCAGCCAAGCAGGGUGGCAUCAGUUCGCUCGACUACUGCAUCACCCAGAGCAAGAAGCUGGACUAUGAGCACUACCUGUGCGGCAUGUACUUGCCUAAGGAAGCGCGUGCCCCCUACUCUGUCCUGCGAGCAUUCAACAUCGAGACGGCAAUUAUCAAGGACAUCGCAAAGCAGGCACCGCUUGGAUUGAUGAGGAUUCAGUUCUGGCGGGACUUGGUGGACAAAUCGUUCAAGGGUAACCCGCCUGAACACCCUGUUGCCAUCCAGAUCGCUGCCAUGGUGCCGCGCUACAAGUGGACGCGCACCUGGUUUACUCGCAUCUUGAACAAACGGGCGGAAGAUAUUGAAGGGCGGCCUAUGCCCACGCUAGCUGCGCUGGAAAACUUCACCGAAGACACCGCCUCGUCCCUGCUCUAUCUCACCUUGGAAUCCUUGCGCAUUCGCAACAUGGACGCCGACCACGCCGCUUCCCACAUCGGCAAGGCCGUCGGCAUCUCCUUCUUGCUGCGCGGUACGCCGUACCACCUACAGCAGCGACAGACCUAUCUGCCAAUGGACCUGCUAGCCAAGCAUGGCGUAUCGGAAGAGGCAAUAUAUCAGGGCAACCUCGAGCACGCUCAAAAUCUACCCGAGGUUGUUUAUGAGGUCGCAUCUGCCGCGCACGCCCAUCUCAAGCACGCACGAGAGCUCAAAUCAACCGUGCCCAAGGAGGCGUAUUCGGCUUUGUAUUCCUCGUUCAUUGCCGAAGACUACCUCAACAAGCUGGAGAAGGCCAAGUUCAACGGGUCUCUCGGUCUGCAGGCCAAGCUCCUAUACAACCACUACGUGGGCCACAAGUACUGA